UCAUCUAAUUAAAAAAAAAAAAAGUGUAAUUAAUCCAAAUCGACUCCAUCUUCAGCAAUUCAAAUCGACUUCCUAUAAGAAUUGAGACCCUAAUUUCAUUCCUUUCACCGCCAAAAAUCCCUAAUGAAGUGCAAAAGGUUUCUUUCAAUCUCAAUCCUUGGGGUGUUUCUGUUGAUUGGUUUUGUAUAUUACACAACGGUUUUCAUCUUUAUCGAGGAUUGGGUUGGGUUGCAGAGCUCUGCUGGCUCUUUGAACGUUAUAAUCUUCACUUUCCUUGUCUCUCUAUGCUUUUUCUCUUUCUUUGUGUGUGUUCUUACCGACCCAGGUCAUGUCCCGGAUUCUUAUGUUCCCGAUAUUGAAGAAAGUGGGGUUCCUGAUGAAGAACGCCGGAAAAAUGACCAUCACUGCAUUUGGAUAAAUAACUGUGUUGGUUAUUGGAACUAUAAGGCCUUCUUUACACUUGUCUUAUAUGCAACAAUAGGAAGCAUCUAUUCUACCGUAAUGAUUGUUGCUUGUUCAAUUCAAAAGGACUGGGAAUUCAGUGAAAGGGUCUCCUUCAAGAUAUUUUAUGUUACUUCUGGAGUUAUGAUGGUUGCCUUGAGCUUGACGCUUGGAACUCUUUUGGGUUGGCAUAUCUACCUCAUCAUCCACAAUAUGACAACAAUAGAGUAUUACGAAGGAGUAAGGGCGGCAUGGUUGGCAAGGAAAUCUGGGCAGAGCUAUCGGCAUCCAUUUGACCAUGGUGUUUACAAAAACAUUACCUUGGUUUUGGGGCCAAACAUGCUAAAAUGGUUAUGCCCCACAGCAUUAAGCCAUCUAAAGGAUGGACUUAACUUCCCUACUUCACGUGAUCGUUUAUAGACGUUUAGCAUCAUAUCGGAUUUCAGUAUACAUGGCACUUAUGCCUGCCAAUCAAUACACAAAGGAACGUGUAACCUACUGCUGUAGCUUUUCAUUGACCUUGGAAAAGUUUUCAACUUAAGUUGGGCAUAACAGAAAGUUCACUAACUUGCACAUUGAUGCUAGAUAUGUUUGUGAAACCAGGAGAACCCCUAUUCUUCUUUGUCAUGCUAGAUUCAAACCAAAGAUAUCUGUUGCAACUCUUGAUUCAUCAUAAGAAUUGUUCAUUUCAUAGUGUUAUCAAAUGAUCACUGUAGAUAUUUGGUUUAGGUAAAUCACCGAGCCCCAUGAUUAUGCCAAUCAAAUCCAGGUAAAAGAAGGUUUGUAAUUUUGAUGUCCGAAGAGAAUUCCUGUAUAUAUUUUUGGCGAAGUGCUUUGCUUUUGGCCUAAUAUUUUCCGCA
Messenger RNA from Ziziphus jujuba (common jujube), 1301 nucleotides. Its product is annotated as probable protein S-acyltransferase 15. Gene Ontology annotation, molecular function: palmitoyltransferase activity. Lineage: Eukaryota; Viridiplantae; Streptophyta; Magnoliopsida; Rosales; Rhamnaceae. Bases 124 to 861 code for a protein of 245 amino acids. The transcript is spliced from 6 exons. The record is from RefSeq and is a predicted model, not a curated record.